Molecule: messenger RNA, 3379 nt
Organism: Linum trigynum
Lineage: Eukaryota; Viridiplantae; Streptophyta; Magnoliopsida; Malpighiales; Linaceae
Source: the annotation of a GenBank genome assembly
CAAUUUCUCUACCAAGUUGGUUUAUAAAGUAAUGAAAAUUUUGAUACGAAUACUACACGGAUCUGCAUGAGACAAAGUGGAAAAUGUUUAAAUUAAGACUUGAGAAACAUAACUUAUGAUAAAUAUUAAUCAAUUUUUUUAAUGACUAGUUGGAAAAUUGAUUUUUUGCAAAUUAACCCACGGUCCAACCGAACUCAUCUACCACCUAACCAACACAAAAAAAUAAAAAUACAAGUAAAUAAUAAGUCACAAUUAUAGCCAUUCACAAAUAAAUAGAUAGAUCAAUUGAAGUAAAAAAGCCCACUCAACCCAUCCUACUACAUGCAUGCUAAUGCUAUAUAUGUAUAUAUUCUCUGCUGGGCUCAUGAUCAUCAUCAUGAGACCGACACGUAGCUAGCAAUCAACAAAAUUAAAAAGGCCUGGGAAAACGUGAAUAUGAUGAUUAACACAAUAGAUAGAGCUACUUAAUCAGCCUCAUUAGUACGCAAAUCUCCAUCCAAAUCAACACUCCUUUCCCCUUUCCACUUUGUUAAUGAACAUUACCCAGCUGUAUUUCUCUCUUCUUUAGACGUUUAGUAAACUAACUAACUACCUAAUACCGUAUUUCUCUUCGUUUUUCACAGAUCAGAUUAUAAUUAUAUAUAAAUUGCUGCUGUAUCUCUGCUAAUAUAACUGGCAGUACAACUGCGAAAUGAGUGAUGAUGAUCAGCAGAUGCUGCUCGCACUAAUUACGGCCACCCCCGCCUUUUGCUUCCCUUAAUUAAUCAUUAGGUAGACAUAUAGUUGCGUAUAUCCAUUGCUAAUACAAACUUUGAUCACAUGUCGUGGAAGUUGUUCACAAUUAAUUUUUUUUUUCAUGAUAGCUUCUUUAAAUAGAGACGGCACGCACAUUACUCACCGUAUUCUUUAUCAUCGACACAAACAAACCGACUUCUUUAAUUGCGUUGUACACAUACGCACAUAAUUCUAAUCAGUUGUCGAAUCGUUGAAAUCGACGAAUGUUGUUUCGACGUUUCGAUGUUUUCGCAACAAAAUAUCCAAGUGACUUGAUUUGAUCUUUGACAAGUGAAUGAGUUGUCAUUUGUCCCAAUUCCCAAUUCUCGUGAACCCACCACCCCCUUAAUUACAUGAUUAGAUAGGCGUUUUCGUCAUAAUUAGCAUAGCCAAUUUGCAAAAACGUAAUUAACUUAUGGACCCAGCCAUUUUUGGGCGAACCCGGAGAUUGAAAAAGACCCACGAGCCAGACCCAUCUUUCACGUUCCAUGCACGUGACUCCUCGUUCGCCCAAUCUCCUCCUCAGCCUUUCUUUCCCUAAUCUAACCAAUUGAAUUGAAACCCUAAAUUAUUAAUUUAUUAUCACUUCCUUUUCUUCCGAAAGAGACUUUCCAACUUCCUCUUCCUCCCUCCGUCCCCAUCCCAUGUGCUUCCCUCUGCGCCCCCACUUCCGACCCCACACCGCCACCGUUAGCGGCGGCGCUUGCUCCCCACUCUCCCCCAAUCCCAGCGCGUGAGAAGGUCAACCGACUUUCCUUCCCCUUUUCAAAAAACGAGAUCCCUCUCCCCACACACAAUUAUUAUGCAUAUAUGAACCAAUCCGCAUCCAAUUCUCUCCCCCAACCAAACAGUAAGCAGCCAGCCAUGGGGAAGAGGAGAGAGAAGCUCGAUUCCAGAUCCUCCCAAACCCUCCCGCCGUCGCCGUCCCACUCCUUUUCUUCCUCCUCCUCCUCCGAUUUCGAGUUCACAAUAUCCCUCUCCCCUCGCAAAUCCUCCCCGGCAAUCUGCCCCGCCGACGAGCUCUUCUACAAAGGCCAGCUCCUCCCGCUCCACCUCUCCCCCCGGAUCUCCAUGGUCCGCACCCUCCUCCUCGCCUCCUCCUCCACCUCCUCCUCCUCCGACGCCACCGCCUCCCGCGACUCCACCGGCAGCACCUCCUCCUCCACCUCCUCCUCCUCCGCCGCCUCCUCCGACCUCCUCCUCCUCGCCGUCGGCGACUCCCUCUGCGACUCCUCCCGCCCCAGCUCCGCCGCCGCCGCAGACGAACUCGCCGACGAGCUCAAGCGCCUCACCGGCGGCGCCGCAAAAAAGAACGGCAAGUACUUCUCCCUCUCCAGAUUCUCCUCCGUCUUCAAAAAGGACAGCUCCAAAUCCGCCGCCGCCGCCGCCGGAGAAAACAGCAUCAACGUCGCCGGAUCGUCGGUGAGGCGAAUGAGCACGACGGCGAAGGACGUCAUCAGGAAGUACUUGAAGAAAGUUAAACCACUCUACGAGAAGCUCUCUCACAAGCAGCAGCAGCAGAAAAUGGGGCUUUACCCGAACGGCGUCGCUUUCGCCUCGGGAGACGUGAGAUCCGGUAAGGGAAAUGUCGUUUCUGACCCUGCGGCGGAGGAAAAGGUGAUUCACAGGAGCAGCAGCGGGACGGUGGAAGGUAGUAGCAGCAAUAGCAAUAAAACGGCGCCGGUUAGAGGGUUUUCCCACUCUUUCUCCGGGAACUUGAGGUACCCGAGGAAGCGGAGCAGCAUCGCGUCCAGCUGUCCGUCGUCGAUGCGGUCGUCGCCGAGUCACUCGGGCGUCCUGUCCCGGAGCGGGUUCGCGAGCGGGUCGGGUACUAAUAACAACAACAACAACAAUAAUAAUAAUACCCGACCCGGUGGAGCGGGUUCCGGUGGUAGCUACGGUGACGCUUCGUCGAUGGAGGAGCUGCAGAGCGCGAUUCAAGGUGCGAUUGCGCAUUGCAAGAAUUCGAUGAUGAUGCCGCCGCCGCCGCCGCAAAGGAAAGGGAAAGGGAUCUUGAUCAGCAACGAAGUCUAGCUUAGUAGAGUCGGUGCAGCAUUGGGUUCGGGUUCCGAUCGGGUCAGGCAGUAUGAAUUAUUGUUUUAUGUUUUAUGUUAAGUAAUUAACGAUUAAUUAAUUAAUCCUGAUCUAGUGUUAAUUAAUGUUAGUAGAAGUGGGGGGAAAUUUUUUGGGUUUGAUGAGGGAAGCGUCGAGGGAAGGUGGAAACGGUAAGUGUUGCGUUGCAUGUGAGGAUCUGAUGCUGUUGUUGUAAGAAACUUUUUAGUACGUUGGACGGAGGGGAAACAUUUAAUGUAGUUUUCUUGGGACUUGGCCGGAGGGCGAGGGGACGUGAUGAAAAAAGUUAAAUAAUAAUUAUUAGAUUAAUACGAUAGAUCGUAAUUAAUUAACACUAGAUCAUGAGCAUUUUGUAGGGUUUGUGUUGUUUGUAUUCUUAACUCUGGGUUAUUUUUGUCCGUUUGCUCCAACUUGUGUCUGUAUUUGAAUCUUUGCUGUUCUUUUCCCGUUGAUCUGUAUGUGGGUUUAAACAAUAGUAGAUUUGGUCCUAGUGGAUGGGUGAAUCGAUCGUAAAGAAAACAGUAAUUAACAU